UAAAAGGGCCCCGAGUCCGCCGGUAGAAAGAGUGUUCCUCAAACCUGUCCCGUGGAACAGACGGCCCGUUUUCCGUUUCCUGAGCACUUGGAUCUGCAAACACAGCCAUGAAAGCAGCGUUCUUCGUCAUCCUGUCGCUGGCUCUCGCAGCAGCAGCCUUCGCUACCCUCGGCGUAGGGCUGAACCUCGGCUAUGGUGUCGCUUCCCCGUAUGGUGCAUAUGGUGCAUACAGACCAUACGGCUACAGGCCCUACGGCUACGGUGGUCAUGGUUACGGCUACAGGCCCUACGGCUACGGUGGCGUCGGUUACGGUUACAGGCCAUACGGCGUCGGCUACGGCUACCCCGGCUACGUUGGCUAGUGCACUGGCACCGCAACGCGCAGGUUUUUCCCGACGAACGCAACUUCUACAUGGCAAGUUUUAUCGGCCUCUGCACUGCAGUAAAUAAAUUUGUUUCAAACUUAG
Molecule: messenger RNA, 467 nt
Organism: Dermacentor albipictus
Lineage: Eukaryota; Metazoa; Arthropoda; Arachnida; Ixodida; Ixodidae
Product: cuticle protein 6.4-like
Source: RefSeq, a predicted model, not a curated record